CAGUUUACCAAUAAAUACGUAAAACUUCAACUAUCGGUGGGAAGAUCAUACUUGAAAAUUAAAAAUUCCAAGUUUUGUGAGUCGAAAAUUUUCAACUUUUAUGACUCAGCAAUUGAAAUUACUAAUUCAUUGAAACUUGACUGGUUUUAUCCUGAUAAAAAUUCAACAACGAUAUUUAUAACAAACAAUAGAAUUCCUAAUUAUUUACUUUUUCAGUAUAAUUUGGUUUUUGAUAAUUAUGAUACAGUAAAAAAAAUCUAUGAUAUGAUAGUGAGACUUGAAGAUCAGCAAACUCUUGUGCUUAUAGGAUAUUCUCUAUUAACACAAUUUAAUGUUGGCAUACUUUAUUUUCUUAGCCAUACAUUUAAAAAUGUCACUAUGCACGUACUUGAUAAUUUAGGAUGCAUCAUUACACUUGAAAAUUACUGUACACAGAAUUCCAUAAUAAAAAAUUUAGAAGAUAUACUGGAAGUACUAAAUAUAGCUAAAAAUAAUGACCAAGAUAUUAUAUCUGUGAUACCUAUAACUACUCUAUGCGCUGACGAAAUCUACCAAAUGGUUAUAAAUAUGAAUCAUUCAAUUAUCAAGGACUUUAUCAUGUAUAUCGGACAAUUGCCUGACGGUAACGGAGAACAGCAUGACACGUCAUUAGUGAGCGAAUCAUCAUCGCAGAAAACACCAAGAUUGCCACCGAUUGUUGUGACACAGAACAUCAAUGACCCAUCAGGCUUUUCAAAAAAGCUAACUGAAAUAGCCAAACACACAAUAACCUUCAAAAUCACUGGUGGAAAGUUUUAUAUUUUCACUACGAACAAGGAUGAUUAUACUACAAUUAUAAAUCUCUUUAAUUCUAAGUCGAUGCAGUACUACACACAUGCAUUUAGCGAAAAUAAAAUGAAAUACAUGGUACUACGAGGACUUCCAAGUAUUGAAGAUAAGCUGGUCGCCAACGAACUCACCCAGCUUAAUCUAUCAGCCAACAACGUCACUAAAAUU
This is a messenger RNA of Cotesia congregata, 996 nucleotides long. The record is from the annotation of a GenBank genome assembly. NCBI's taxonomy places the organism in Eukaryota, Metazoa, Arthropoda, Insecta, Hymenoptera, Braconidae.